Molecule: messenger RNA, 4629 nt
Organism: Rhipicephalus sanguineus (brown dog tick)
Lineage: Eukaryota; Metazoa; Arthropoda; Arachnida; Ixodida; Ixodidae
Exons: 7
Coding region: 1-4629 (1542 amino acids)
Biological process (GO): telomere maintenance; DNA repair
Molecular function (GO): DNA helicase activity
Source: RefSeq, a predicted model, not a curated record
AUGGGCGUCCCUGCCGCACAGCCGAAGGCACUUGAGAACUCGGGCAUGUUCAUCAGUGGCACAAUGCACCUUGACCUGAAUGAGCAGGAGAUGUCCGUAUUGAGGGCGUCACCAGAAAACUUUUUUGUUGGCGGCGAUAGCAAAGCGGCAAGACGGAACACGGAGCUCAGCGAUGCCAAGCAGUGGAGCUGGCGCGAGAGUUGUGAGAUGGCCCGCGUAAGCUACGCGACGCUGUCGGGUGAGAAGCCAGAAGAGUCGGGGAUCAAGUCCGAGGAGUAUGCAGCGGUCGCAUCAAUCACGGCGGGGAAGCAUUUUGCCCGUCGAGUCAUGAAUGCCAGCGUGCGGAGCUGCCGACAAGGUCUGUGCACCGUGGUGGACGGUCCCAUUUACCUUGAGGAUCUGCCAGAAGUGUCUCUGGUGAGCAACGCUGGCUGCAUUACGGUGGUCGGUAUCGGCUACGCUGCGACAUCAUGGGAGCUGUACAACAUGCAUCUGGCGGCCAGCUUCGGCUUUGUCGCGGAGCUUCUCGAGGCACGCGUCCUUGCCGAGGCUGUGAGCUUUGUCAUGCUGCACGGCGAGGCUGUGAGCUUUGUCAUGCUGUAUGGGCAGUUUGCAAACUCCAAGGCCGCUAUCAAGGCCUUUCAGAUGGGCAUGGUGGCUCCCCAGGUCCUACAGAUCAUUCACAAAGUCAAAGACCUCAAAAAUCACUCAUUGGUCUGGUUUCCUGCGCACCUUGGAACCAUUGAGGGUGCCUCGCUCAAUCCCAACGAGGAGGCGCACUCGGCUGCACGAGGAUUCUUGUGCAAUGGUAAGGUGCCCCUGAUGUCGACUUGCAACGGCUUUAAUUACCCGGAGUACCCAACCCAUCUACCUCCCCUCGAUUGCAUCUCCGAGCGGCUCAUAUCGCCCAGAUUGCCGUUUAUGCAGAUCAGACGUUUGCGAAACGCCGUUGGUAACUUCGGGGUCGUGGGCCAGGUCGUCAACGUUCCGGUUGACGUCAACACCAUGGUGACCUCACUACCGAGGCACUUGCACGACGACCACGCCAUUAAUGUGCACAUAAAGCGCCAUGUGAUACACAAGUCGUCAUACUUGACCGGGAUCGUGAAGAAACGCACCGUGAAGGCUUGGCUACAAUACCUCCACACAACGCCUCUCUACAAGCAAUACAAUGUCGUUAUCGACCAAAAUUUCUUGAACGAGACUGAUGAGGUUAUAAACGGCCAUGCCACGGAUGAUAUGAUUGAAAGCUGCGAGCGUGACGCUUCCGACUACGACAUGAUGCUCGCCCAACAGCACACCAUGUUGUGGAACGAGGACAAGUAUCUCAGCUUGUGCCCCGGAGCCAAUCAAGUGCCUUUAAGUCUCCUCUUUGACGAACAUGCUGAAGAACUUUCGUUUCCCGCGAUAUACCUCGGCCAACCAAGAACAUUCACAGUGGACCGUGUGACUGCUUUCAUGAUGGCAUCCAGUGAAAUCAGGCGAAAAGAUCGCCGUGGAGCCACGCCCCAGCAUAUCUUGUACAUGGCUAUGAAAGUGCUGCGCAUUCGCAUACGAGACGGAAUGCAAGUCACCUUCCGAAGCACACGUGACACAGCCGGUAUCACAAAGCGCAUGAUUGAGGACAUUGACUUCAUCGAGACGUGCGUGAACAACAGUCUCUCAUUCCUCAGGACGAUCCCCAACUCGCUAUCCUACUGGUCAGCUAGAAAAAAGGAUGUUUUCUCCAUGAUGAGACAGCUAGGUAAACCGACUGUUUUCCUGACACUCAGCUCCUCAGAGUUUCGCUGGCCCGAUCUGCUUCACCUACUGUACCGCCUGCGAAAUGAUGGAGCGCCCUUUCACGGAGACCCUCUGAACGACAUGACAGCCUUGCAACGAACGGAGCUGGUGAACCAAGACCCUGUGACAUGCGUGCUGUAUUUCAACAAGCUCGUGGAUGUCUUCCUCGCCAUUCUGAAGCACCGCAGCGCCUCUCCGUUUGGAGAUUACAGGGUUCUGGACUUCUUCAAACGAAUCGAAUUCCAGCACAGGGGAAGUGCACAUGCCCACAUUCUCCUGUGGCUGGACAAUGAUCCCCAUGAAGAAGUCAGCGAGCACAUGCCGAACACAUGCCAUCUGAUCGACUCGCUUGUGAGCUUGGAACACAAAGACAUCCUUCCGAGACCGGACGAUCAACACCACUCGCAUACGUUCACCUGCUAUAAGAAGACUGCAUCAAAGUGUCGCUUUGGCGCCCCUUUCUGGCCAAUGACACACACACGUGUGUUGCUCCCCAUGAGCACUGACGAUGAGCGCCGCAAGCUUUACCAGGACAUCUUUCACAAUAUGCAUGACCAUCUCGAGACAAGAAGUUAUGACAGUCUCGAAGCAUUUUUAGCAGCACACGACAUGGAUGAAACUCGAUACCUCGAUGUCAUCCGGGCUGGCAUCAAGCGUCCUAUGGUAUUCUUGAAAAGGCGCAUCGAUCAGAUUUGGGUGAGCCCUUUCAAUCCCUACAUUGGUACCAAGCUCCGUUCUAACAUGGAUCUGCAGUACAUCCUAGAGGAGUACUCGUGCGCAACAUAUGUCCUUGAUUACAUAAACAAGACGAAUCGCGGUGUAAGCGACCUUCACCGCAAACUCAUUCAGCUGCGUGAACAGUAUCCCGAUGCUGACUACACCGAUACGUUGAAGAAACUGGGAAUGGACGUUCUCAAUAGUGUGGAAAUGAGCAGCCAGGAGGCAGCUUGGUACCUUCUUCGGCUUGCCAUGUCCAAGUCUAGUCGCGAUAUUGUCUUCAUUCCUACCUGCUGGUACGAUGAGCGGCAGCGUGUCAAGAAGACACGCGCGCAGCUGCGCACCCUCGAUGAUGAAGACACGAACGUUUGGAAGGAGACUUGCAUCGAAAAGUAUGAACGCAGACCGCCUCACCUUGAAGAUGUGACAUUAUCUCAGUUCUCGGCCCACUACUACAACAAGAGGGACGGCAGCUACGCUAGAAGAAGUGUGCCUCGCAUCAUAAGGUACAUUGGUUACGAUCCUGCAAAACAAAGAGACUACCAAAGAGAGAUUGUGCUGCUGAACCACCCGUUCCGAAGUGAGGUAGCCGAUAUCCUCGAUUGUGACAAGUUUGCCACCAUCUAUAAUGACAACAAAGUGCUCCUCCAUGAACGCAUGCAGGAAUUCUGCUCCAACCUAGACAUUCAAAAAACGCUCCAGAUCUGCGAGGCGCUGCACGCCGCAGAGCCAUACGAGGCGCACGAGACGUCCGCUCUUCAUGCCGGCGCUGUGAUUGCAAAACGAAACGCUGCAGAAGCCGAACUGGAACAACAUGAACUUCGCACAAAAAUGAUGCGACCUAAUAACGAUGACAUUUGCGAGGCUGCAAAAACAAAGCUUUCUGCAGUCGUGAAGAAGCGCGACAACGUGAUGUCUGCCGAAGAGUUCCGGUAUAAAUUUAGGAUGGUGAACCGCGGCCAAUAUAAGCUGCUUCUGCACUGUAUGCACUGCCUCAUUCCCUAUGGAGAGGGGCAUUCGCUACCCCCGCUACAGAUCUUCCUUACCGGACCGGCAGGCAGUGGAAAGACCUUUGUCAUGCGCCUCAUGAUGGACAUUGUCAACAGGCUGUGCACCUCUGAUGACAACACCAAUGCGUACAUUGCCUGUGCGUCAACCGGCAAGGCUGCAACAGCCAUCGAUGGCACCACCAUACACUCUGCAUUUAGGAUCGUGCAAGCUAGGCGUCAUGGACCUGGGAUGAACGUCGAUACCGUAAGCAUGUAUAGAAGCGGCAUGCGGGAUGUAGUGGCUGUGUUUGUGGAUGAGGUGAGCAUGAUCGGCGCUGACAUUCUCACUGAAGUAAACCGCCGUCUACAGCAGAUAUGCUUUCGAUUCGACGUCCCAUUCGGGGGCCUUCACAUGAUACUUUGUGGUGACCUGCGCCAGCUGCCACCCGUUCGUGCCAGGCCUAUCUACAAGAGGGACACCAAGAGCUUGGCUGGUGCCGAGACGAUAUGGCAAAUGCUCAAUUUCUACCCUUUGACUGAAGUCAUGCGUCAGAGUGAUGUCGCCUUCUCAACAGUUUUGACGAAGAUUGGUGACGGUGACCGCCUCACGCAAGAAGAGACAGAUUUCAUCGAAAGCCGCUUCGUCACUAAGUCAGAGGCAGAACAAUGCUGCCCGGAUGCCAUUCGCCUCUUCCUGAAGAACUGCGAUGUUACAGCAUACAACAACAUGGUCCUUAGUCGAAACUCCGACGUGUUUACCUCUGUAGCCAAAGACGUUAUGAUCGGCUACAAGGACGCCAAUCAGGAGGCAUCUAUGAGAUCUAAGAUUCACAAGAUGACUGUUGCAGAAACAGCUGGGCUGGCAUAUAAAGUAUCCCUUGUUCCGGAAAAGAAGUACAUGAUAACUGCGAACAUUGAUGUUGCAGACGGUCUCACGAAUGGCUCCAUGUGCACUCUUAAGCACAUUGAACUUCAAGAGGACGGCCUCCUCCACAGAGUGUGUUACGUAAACUACUUUAGUUACCACAAAGGGUUGCUCAUGGUCAUCGACGUUGGUAGUCGUGAUGGAGGAGACGUGCCACCAGGCGUCAACGUGGGUGCAUCAACGCCUAAGGGCGCUUUAGCCACAAAACACCAAUAG